Mauremys mutica (yellowpond turtle) is the source of this 861-nucleotide messenger RNA. RefSeq lists its product as uncharacterized. The coding region runs from base 142 to 861 and encodes 239 amino acids. The transcript has 4 exons. The record is from RefSeq and is a predicted model, not a curated record. Lineage: Eukaryota; Metazoa; Chordata; Testudines; Geoemydidae.
GUCACUUGACAAAGGAGAGGGGAGGUUAUAAAAGAGAGCUUCUGGGUCACCAUCCAUUUUGAGAAGAGACCAGAAGCAGAGGAGGUUUGGACAGGAUAGCAGAAGGGUACUGACUGCAGAGGUCAGUGUCAGAGAGACUCCAUGGUUCAGAGGAGAAGGCAUGUGCAGGAACAGGGGAACCUGGACUUCUCAGAGGGCUCUGCCCAAGCUCAAAGAACUCUGCAGAGUGGUGAGGAAACAGAGGCAGGAACAUGCAUACAGCCAGUUUCGAUCGCUGGUUGCUACCCCUUGCCCUGCUGGAAGGGCAUUGAGCGGCACCCGUUUCCGGCCACCUGGGUGCAGAGAGCGAGGAGGGUGAAGGGAGGAGCAACCCCAAGCAUCUGUCAUUCAGCUCCAUCUGAUCUAGAGAUGGAGCGAAUAAGGCGGAUGCUGAGGAGGAAGGCCGGGCACGGGGCUCCAGAGCCGGCAGCAAACAUGAGGCAGCCUGCCCAGGAGGAGAGCGGCCCCUCUGUCCCCGCGGGCGGGGAAGAGGCUCGUGGCCAGCGGAAAGGGAGGAGCUGCUUCGCCUGCUGGAGGAGGCGGAAGACAGCAGCUCCUCUAGCUGACCCGGAGGCACCUUCUGGGCCGAAACGGAAGUGGCCCCGGGUUCAGCUGUGGAGCAGAGAGCCAGGGGAGGGCAGGAGCCGGGGACGGCAGCUCUGGCGCUUCCACUGCAGGAAGCCAAGGAGCCAGGAUCUGCGCCCCAGGGCCCAGCAGGAGCCGCCAACCACCGUGGCAGCUGAGGGGCCUCCCGCCGGCCCCAGCCUGGCUCCGGAGGAAACUCCCGCCGGCCCCAGCCUGGCCAGAGCAGGAGUUCAGUGA